Messenger RNA from Scylla paramamosain (green mud crab), 2173 nucleotides. RefSeq lists its product as uncharacterized. NCBI's taxonomy places the organism in Eukaryota, Metazoa, Arthropoda, Malacostraca, Decapoda, Portunidae. The transcript has 6 exons. Bases 486 to 1271 code for a protein of 261 amino acids. The record is from RefSeq and is a predicted model, not a curated record.
AGAAACUGGAAAAAAAAUAAUUCAUAUUUUUAUAUAUAUUUUCGUACAGCGCUGGAUCGUGCCAACGUGAAAAAAUCGUGUAAAUUCAGUUCAAUUUAUUUUGUUUUAAGCCGUGUAAAACUGAAACUCGUGUUAACCGAUAGUCACCCGUAGUGUAUAUCAGUAUGGGUUUAGGUCAUUCCAUCUGCCUUAGACCCAUAUUCAGAAACGAUUUGCUGUCUGACCACGAUUAUUUUCAGAGACCAUAGAGAUGAUUAACAGAGUUCUCAAGAGUUUCUCCAAUCAGUAAUAUAGAAAUCCUAUCAAUCUGUCACUAGAACCACCAAAACGACCCUUCAACUAGAGCCUUAGAAAGAAGUCGAGGUACGGAAAGAGGUGCUUCAGAAUACGGUCCUAAACGAUCCAGCCGUCACGGACUGCCACACACCGCAACCACCGCAACUUAGGAGCCCGUUUUCUUUUCUGUCCUUGGCAGAUUUGAGAUUAUGGCUGUUAUAGUGAAGGGGAUAUCCUGGCCUGCGAUUGGCUAUCUGAUGGCCGUCUUCGUUUUAAUCAUCUAUGUCUUGCAAAACUCGUUCUCCGUCAUCGUAGUCGAUAGAGACGCUUCACAGAAAAGGAACUUGUCGCCAGUGGCAAACACAGAGGCCGGGGAAAGAGUCUCACGGUGUCAGAUUCCUGGACUGGAGACCAUCGAGCAGUACCGCGCGUACCUGCACCACAGAGAGACCACCUGCGCCGAUAUGCGUGAGUUCGGGGGCAAGCCGCCUGCACCUGGUGACGGCAAGAAGUUCGUAUGUCUUGACAAGAGGUUCAACUUCACGCCAGGAAAGUGCCUCAUCUUCUCCUUUGGUGUCAACAACGAGUGGUCCUUCGAGGAUGAGAUGGAUAAGUUUGGAUGCAAGGUGUAUGCCUUCGACCCCACCAUGGGUAAGGAGGACCACCAGCGCUCCCCUAACAUCAAGUUCUACGCCACGGGCAUCGCCCACUACCAGGGCACCAAGAGAAUCGGCAUGGGGAACAACUGGAGUGAGAAGAAGGUGGACCGCUUCGAGAACCUGGUGCGACAGGCGGGCGAGGAGGGACGCGAGAUCGACUAUGUUAAGCUGGACGUGGAGCUUUCGGAGAUCGACUUCCUGCAAGACAUGCUGUUCAACUCGCCACACGUCCUGGCCAGGAUCAAGCAGAUUGGAAUGGAGGUUCACGAUGGGCCAUAUAAAGGUCUGUGCUUUGAGUUUUGCUUUCCUUCCUAUAAACUUGUUUGUUGUUAUUAAUGGCAAAUACGGAUUCCCUCCUCCAUGCAUGAUGGUGGUGACUGAAGUUGUAGCAGUGAUGAAAGUAGUUAUGAUGACGACAGAGAGGAAGUGAUAAAAAUAAAGCUUACUUUUGUAUUGCGGCGUGGACUAUCAUAUUCUGAUUACUGAUAAGGUACACACACACACACACACACACACACACACACACACACACAAGCACAUAUAUCACCUGCUCUGGUGACCAGAUUUUUUGCUGCUUGCUUUUUUUUUUUUCUUUCUUUUCGUUUACGUAUAAAGGAGGCCAACCAAGACCAGAAAAAUUAUAUUGGGAUAAAGGUUCAAUUAAAUAUGGAAUACCACUUCCUUCUAUUAAACCUCAUCUUCUUUUCCGCAUCGAAAUACAGGUGUCUGAAGCAACAGACAGUAACCACUUCCCUGAUCCCUUCUACUUUCUCUAUUCUCAUUUCCAAACCAAAGCUGGAUGUUGCAUCCAUGUGCCCAAUGGCAAAAUUUGCUCUCGUGCCCACGUCCUUGAAACCUUAGAAUUUUCUACACUCUGACUACAAAUGCAGAGUCAUUCUCAAACUAAAUUUAUCUAAGCUGUUUGGCUACCAUUUAACUCAUCUAACUACAAAAAAUUAUUUGACCAUCUCAUUUCCAAAGUGAAGCGCAUCCUGUCUCUCUUCCCUUUCACGGAGAUCUCCAUUCCUGAAAACUUCAAUGUUCACCACCAACUUUGGCUUUCCUAUCCUUUCACUGACCAACCUGGUGAACCAGCCUUUAACUAUGCUAUCCUCCACGAUCUAGAGCAACUAGUGCAAUAUCCUACUCGUAUUCCUGACUAUUUCGGAGAUACGCCCAACAUUCUUGACCUUCUCCCACUCUCUAAUACUUCUGCUUAUGCUGUUACUCCGUCUUCU